Messenger RNA from Coregonus sp. 'balchen', 7218 nucleotides. The record is from the annotation of a GenBank genome assembly. NCBI's taxonomy places the organism in Eukaryota, Metazoa, Chordata, Actinopteri, Salmoniformes, Salmonidae.
GUUUUUGUCAUGUGAUUAAUGUGCGGGAAGCAUCAUGUGAUAUCAGCAAGCUAUUUUAGUACAAAACUCAACUAAUUGAACGCUGCAUUCGUCUACAUGACUUCGUAGGAGCCAUGGCUUCCUUAAAGUUAGCCCUAAUUUCUGUCGCACUGCUCCUGAUGAUUACCGUAUGCAGUUGUAAAUACGAGCCUACCUGGGAAUCCAUCGACUCCCGACCUUUGCCAGAGUGGUAUGACCAGGCCAAGUUCGGAAUAUUCAUUCACUGGGGAGUGUUUUCUGUUCCAAGCUUUGGCAGCGAGUGGUUCUGGUAAGCUGGUUAGCCAAUACUUUUGUGCAAUACAGAAAGUAAUUAGUUGUUUCUUCAUCAUAAGGCCUACUUUAAAUGCACAAUCUACAUUUCCUGUUGUGGUCAAUUCAAUAAAUGAUAUAAAUUAUUGAAGAAUUUAAAUGCUUUGAUGCAACUGUACCUCACUCCCCAAGCCCAUUUGUUUAGUUAUUAUAAUUUUUUAAAGAAUUUGUGUGGAUGUUUAUUCCAGGUGGUAUUGGCAGAAGCAGAAGCAAAAGCCCUAUGUUGACUUCAUGCAGAAGAACUAUCCUCCAGACUUCAAGUAUCAAGACUUUGCCCCACAGUUUACAGCUGAGUUCUUUGAUGCCAAAGAAUGGACUGACAUAUUUGCCUCAUCUGGGGCAAAAUAUAUUGUCCUCACCACGAAACACCAUGAAGGUAGGCUCUUUGUGUGUGUGUGUGUGUGUGUGUGUGUGUGUGUGUGUGUGUGUGUGUGUGUGUAAUGCAUUCUCUACUGAAGCCAUUUUAAUAAAAAUAAUCAUUCUUAUGAUUCCACGUGAUUAGGCCUAUAAAAUUGUAUUUGUGGUUUAUUGUUAUUGUCCUAUCUGCAGGCUUCACUCUAUGGGGUUCUAAGAACUCCUGGAACUGGAACGCAGUGGAUGUAGGUCCUAAACGUGACCUAGUCGGAGAAGUGGCUGGAGCACUCCGAGCCCACAGCGACCUGCAUCUGGGACUGUACCACUCUCUGUUUGAGUGGUUUAACCCGCUUUUCGAGCAGGACGCUGCCAACCUGUUCACUACCAACCUCUUCCCCACCACUAAGACGCUGCCCGAGCUCUAUGAGAUCAUCAACAAGUACAAGCCGGAGCUGCUGUGGUCCGAUGGAGACGGGGAUGCUCCUGAUAAAUACUGGAACAGCACCGGAUUCCUGGCUUGGCUGUACAACGAGAGGUACAGUCAUAGAGAUAAUAGGCUGAAUCUACCGCACUCCCAAAAACUAUUAGUGAAGGUGCUGGAGGCAAAAUGCAAAACUGGAGAAAGCAGAAAAAGUCUGCACACUUCCAGUCAGAUGCACAUUUAUUUUAAUAGUAGCUGAACUUUCAGUCAGUCGACCUCCGUCAGAGCAUAUCCACAAACAAAAGUGGGAACAGUCAUAGAGAUAAAAUAUGAUGUAAUAUGUUUAGGGAAAUAAUAUACAAUAAGUGUUCUAAAUCCACUUGCCUUUACAAUGAGAGGUAGGGACAUUAUGGGCUAGGACACAGAUUAAGUCUGGUCCUGGACUAGAACGCACUUUUAAUGGAGAUUCUCCAUUCAACAUGCUUUUUAGUCUAGGACUAGGCUUAAUCAGUGUCCAGGGAAACUGGCCCUAAAUGUAUAAAAAUAUACACCGAUGACUUUUUGCAGUUAUAGGUCUAUUUAAAGUGUCAGUUAGUGCUAUGGAGUAUGCUGUAUGCACCAACAGUAUGAACAUCACAUGCUUCAUGAUAUGUUUUAAUUUAAUGUGUCGUCUUCCCUCCCCCCAAAGCCCAGUUCGAGAGACCGUGGUGACCAAUGAUCGUUGGGGCUAUGGCAGUAUCUGUACCCAUGGAGGCUACUAUACCUGCGCUGAUCGCUACCAGCCUGGACACCUGCUCAAACACAAAUGGGAGAACUGCUUUUCAAUAGACAAAGCUUCCUGGGGUUACAGGAGAAACGCCCAGCUUAAAGACUACUCCACUAUCGAGCAGCUUGUUGCGGUUAGUUUUAAAUGGUUCGGAUAGCACUUUAGUUUUUACGGUAAACAGGAGAUUCAGAACCUUAAGAUCACUUACUACCCCACAAAACUUCUUCCACUACCAUAACAAACUUUUUGUAGCUGAAUCAGUCAUAAUCCUGUUUGUAUAUGAUAUAGUAUAACUCAUAAACAGCAUAAUUUAACUGUAAAGUGCACUCAAAGACUAAAGUCUUUUGACUUGUUUUUGAAAUCGCUGCUGGUCCCGUGUGUUUCUUGUGUAACACUUUACAACUGUGUUUUUUGGGUAACCUAAAUGCUCUACUCUACAGCAUGACUUGCUUGGCUUCAUUCUUCUCUCCUAGAUCGAAAAUUGUACACUACAGUAGAAUAUGUGCGAAGCUAGUAGGAAUCUAUUUUGUUAUAGGGGAGACUGAAAUGUGGUUACUUUUCCAGCCCCACACAACUAAACUACCCAACAAAAUGUUGCUGGGAACAGUGCAGGGUCGGCUGUAUUCCUGCCUAUGGAAGAUGUUAUAAUAUUUCAUGUAGCUGUCAUAAAGGCUUUAUGAGUGCAUACUUGUGUCCUGCGUGAUUCAGACGUUGGUGGAGACCGUGUCCUGUGGAGGGAACCUGCUGCUGAACAUUGGACCUACGCACGACGGACGCAUCGCCCCCAUCUUUGAGGAGCGUCUGAGGCAGAUGGGUCAAUGGCUGGUGGUCAAUGGAGAGGCCAUCUACAACACCACCGCAUGGAGGGCCCAGAACGACAGCAUCAUACCUGGCAUUUGGUCAGUUCAUAAUGAUAAUAUUAAUAAUAACUAGAAAUUGUACUUUUUUCAUGAAGAAAAAUUGACUUUCUUCAGAAGUAGUUUUGUGUUAGUGGAAAAAGUUUAAAUUGUUGGAGGCUAGUUUAAAAACAAUAAUGAGGGUAGCGUAGUAGUUAUUUGUAUUUUAAAUAGUAGUGGGAGAGUAGCAUUUAGUGACUGUAGCCCAGAAGUAGUAGAAGUUGGAGUAUUGACUGUGGUAGAAGUAGGCCUAAUAUGACAUUUCAAUUUUAUUUUACCAGGCUAGUCUCAUUGAGAUUGAAAAUCUAUUUUGCAAGAGAGACCUUGCCAAAAAAGCAACAUUUACAACAUAAAACACAAAGCACUACAGUUUAAUAACAUCAGUUUACAUAUUGAACACUUUGGCACAUGGUUUUGGGAAGAAUGGUUCAGUUAGGGGUCAAAACAUUGACAGCCCCCUAAAUCAUUUUCCACCACAGAUUUUACCCUAGCUUUAAAAUCAUUUAAGGAGACGAACUCCUGUAGUUUCAAGUCCUUUUGUAGCGCGUUUCAAGUAGAGGGGGAGCAGAGUACUGGAACGCUUUUUUACCUAGCUCUGUACAGGCCUUAGGAACCGUCAAAGAGAUACAGUCCUGUGAGCGUAGGCGAUAAUUGUCAAACUUACCAAUGACUUAGUCUCCAAAGAGCUAAGGAAGGCCAGCCCACUCCCGAAUAGAGGGUACAGUGAUGGGUGAGCGCUUUGGAGUUUGUAACAAACCUCAGCGCCCCAUGGUACACAGUGUCCAGCAUACGUAAUGACUCCACUGGGGCAAAAAUGUACAAGGUAUCACCAUAGUCGGUAGAAAAAACAAGUCUCCUUCUCGCUUCAAAAGAAAAACAUUACUUAUUUCAAAAAUAAAAACCCAACUUGAGCUAGAUCUUUUUCACAAGACCUACAGGAUAGUAUGUGGGGUUUAAAAGUAAGACACUCAUGUAACAAGAAACCCAGGUACUUGUAAGUUGAUACCCUUUCUAUUUGCUUGCCCUGCAUAGUGACUAUACAUGGAAGAGUCUUGAGGUUUCAUCAGAAAUUUCCUGAAAACCAUCAACUUUGUCUUAUCAGCAUUUAAAAGCAACUUCAGCUGACAGAGCUGAGCCUGGACAAUAGUAAAGGCACAUUGCAAAAUGCCUUAUAAAUGUAAAGUUUGGGUUAGGUCGAGGCAAGAUAAAAUGGUCAAUUUGACUCACGAACACCAGACUACAAACACUACCACAGACAAAGCCUGACAUUCUGCCAUCUUGGAUUCUCAGUCUAUGUAGAUUGAGUGUAAUACUAGUGCCAGUUACUGUUGGCGGGUUCUACAAUCCUGACGAGUUUCAUCAAAUUUGACAAAUCGGAAAUGGCCGUUAUAGCCCUAAAUGGAGUGGCCAUAUGACCACAAUUACUAUUCCUUCACAAACUGUCAGACAGUACAGAGACUGUGUCCGAAAUCUGUACUACUUACUAAAAUUACAUACUGUGUACUAAUCGUAAUGCGUACUGUUUAGUAAAAAUGUGAGCCAGCAUGGUUUGUGGAGUUUGUGAUGAGGAUGCUUAAAGCCACACUCCUUAAUUUGUCAAUACCCUCAGACUGGGCCACCAACAAAAAUGUAAAAAAUGGAGCAAAUGCAUCCUAUUACAUUUUUGCAUGCAAAUAGCACUUGAUUUACGUGCUACAUCUGUAGUUCUUAAGUAAUGACUCCUUGGCAAAAAGAGAGUUAAUCAGAGCAGCCAGCACGCAGGCUCUUUCAACGUGAUGGAAAAUUCAACAUUCAGACUGGUGUGCCCACACCCACACCUGAUGCUUACUUCCAACAGAGGCACUGUGUGCAGAUAAAUGAAAGUUUAACCCUUUCCACAUUUCAUGGAUUUUUUUCUGUUUCAUGUGCUGAGAGAUAUGAGGAAGCAAAGGUUUAAUAAAAAGAGGAAUAGAUUACUAAAAUAUAUAAUAACACAGCUGUAUCUCCUGAUUGGUAGAAUAUAUUUAUAUUAUGAUUGCUGAUUUGUAAAGCAGAAAAGUAUACUAAUAUUUCAUACUGUUGGGAAAGUGGUCACAUUUUCAGUUGUGUUUAAGAGUUGAGAGAAAAAGUAGUUCACACCUUUACUAAAACAGCUGUAUUGUUUGAUUGGUAGAAUAUAUUUCUGUUCUAAUUUUAAGAUUUGAAUAGCAGAGAAGCAUACCAAGUUUUCCCUUACAUUUGAAGUUUUUUUUCUCUAACUUGUUGGGAAAGUGGUCAAAAUAGCUGAUUUGUGUCAAGUCUGUGUUUACAGUGAAUAGAAUGUUGGAAGUUACAUCUUAACAAUGGGAGUUUUUAACAAUGGGAGCUUUAGAAUGUAAAGAAAUCCCAUUUAUUCCCCCCCAAUUUUUUGGGACAAAACACUCACUAGUGGAAAAAGUAUAAAUGUUAUCAAAAAGUUGUAAACAAGCAACCUGGUCCCGACCAGUCUGCCUGUUUUAUUUUUAAGUUUGAAUGGCAUUUCAAGUCAGUAAUAAAUACAAUAUUUAAAGUGUGACUGCUAAUAAUAAUAAUAAUAAUAAUAAUAAUGUAUUAUUAACACCACAGCAUGGGCCCAGAAUGACAGCAUCACCCCUGGCGUCUGGUCAGUUCUUAGCUAGUCAUUUAGUUCCCAGAUUCGUGUGGAAGAAAGGAUAGCCCUAUAUGUUAUAUGGUCACAGUAUGCCUACCAGACACUCUCUCAUGACAGGCUUUCAAUAUAAGCCCACAAAAGUGACCAUAUCUUCCAAAGCUUGUUAGUACUCUAGUAUAAAUCAAAGUUAACAUUUCUUAUAAAAAAAGGCACAGCUUUUCACUAAUAAAUGGCUCAUUAUUGCUUUUGACUGCGUUUCAAUAGGUACACUGCUAAACCACAGGACAAGGCCAUCUAUGCAGUUCUCCUGGACUGGCCUCAGAGUGGAUCUGUCGUUCUGAAUGAACCUGUUGUUUCUACAGGAAAGACUCAGGUAAGAUACAGGAUCACACGGCUACUUUUUGUGUUCUUUGUUUCAUACCUUUUCACAUGUACAAUGUGUAAUUAGAUUGAAAAUAUUGUAUUAUGAUUUGUGAAAAUAAAAUGUAUGAUAUACUGACUGUCUAUUUAAACAUAUACAACCAGGUAGUGUUGGUUGACAGUUGAUGAAAGGGAACAAUGCACCAGGUUUUUUUACAUCUGGAAAACAGGACAGACUGGUAGAACAAACAAGCUACCAAAGCUGCAUUUCCACUCUGAUUGCCUGUUGUUAUUUGAACAGGUGGUGCUGCUUGGUCACAAGCCACUGGACUGGGAGCCGGUGAAGCCUCGUGGUCUGAGGGUGUUUCUGCCUCAACUGUCUUAUAGUCAGAUGCCAUGUCACUGGGCCUGGACCCUACGCCUGACGGGUGCCGCAUAGGAAAGAAGGCAGGGUCGUGUUCAUUACUUUACAGUUUUAAAAGGUUUUGCAACAGAAAACAAAAACAAGAGGUUCUUAUUGAACAAGUUCAGAUAUUAGGCGAUAUCCCUGUUUGAGUCCUUUUUCUUCUGUUCCGUGCCUAUUGAAUAUGACCCAGUUUUAAGCAGAGGGGUGCAGUGCUAGGCCGCUGCAGACCUGGCGGGAGGGUCUCAAUGUUAGGCUAGCUGGUUUUUCUUGCUUCUCAACUAUGGGCGCAUUUGUUUUGCAUUUCCUGGUGCCCUUGGUUCCAAUGGUCCUAAAGUGAAACCUCCACCCACCUGGGGCACUGGGCAAUUCAAAUGAGCACACCCAGUUUUAUAGAAUUGUGAGGAAGUGAAAGAGCUUGUAGCGCAUGUGCCACUCCUUUACAGAGGGGCCAUUAUUGUGAACUUUGCUUAGACCAUGGUUUAAACCAUUGGUCUAAAAUGGUUAGCUGCUAGCUUUUCUCAUAGGCCAACCUAGCCUAUGAGAAAAGCUAGCAGUUGGCCAUUUUAGACCAAUUGUUUAAACCAUGGUCUAAGCAAAAGUUCACAAUAAUGGCCCCAGAGUUUUUUUUAAAGUGUGUGGGGAGGACCUUUCUUUGUGUAGAACUGAUGGUAAUUCUGAAACUCAAGAGGCCAGUAUAGAACCUGAAUGUAAACAAAAUAGUCAUCUGUUUUUAUUUUAAGUUAAGAUGGGUAAUGAAAUGGAUUUUUAAUUAAUUGAAUAAUUAUUGACAGGUGUUUUGUUUGCUUUUCAUAUAAUUACUUUUGCACUUUUUUAAAUAAGGGGUUGAUACUGUACUGUAAUUGAAAAUGUGAAUUUCAAAGGAUUUUAUCAGAUUACUUUUUGAUUUUCUGUUAUUGCAUUGUGACUGACCUUCACAGCAACUUUUUAAAGGAAUCACAAUCCAUAUGUAAUUUUUAUUAGGAAUUGAAUGCAUUUGAUACGUUUUAAUUUUGUUGUAUGGCUUUACAAAUUACAGAAAUAAAGUACAUUUUAAUUUAA